This is a messenger RNA of Penicillium paradoxum, 3462 nucleotides long. RefSeq lists its product as uncharacterized. NCBI's taxonomy places the organism in Eukaryota, Fungi, Ascomycota, Eurotiomycetes, Eurotiales, Aspergillaceae. The record is from RefSeq and is a predicted model, not a curated record. The coding region runs from base 1 to 3462 and encodes 1153 amino acids. Gene Ontology annotation, molecular function: ADP binding; protein binding. The transcript is spliced from 9 exons.
AUGGCCGAACCAACGUCCAGUGCCAGAGCUACCCAGACAGGGGGGUUGCAACAGAUUCGAGUCGGUCCGAAAGUUGGGACUCUUCUACUCGCAGUAGGUGGAGUCGGAACAACUCCUCCAGAGCAUUGGACGAACUCGAAAGGCGAGCUAUGGCUGGGCACACUGGAUGCUCAAAGUGCGCCUGACAUCGGUCUUCUGUCUUUCCCAAAUCGACUAGCGAUAAAUGGCGUUCUCUUCGAACGGGAUAUUGAACAAGAAGGCACUUCUCUUUUGACUGAGUUGCGUCGUCUCGUUGAAGAUGAGACCGUGAUACGAGCUCCAAUCGUGAUGGUCGCUCAUAGCUUAGGUGGCUUGGUUGUGAAAAGGGCCAUCUGUCUAGCAAAGCAAAGUCCUAGAACUUUCCGGAAUGUGAUACGCAGGAUCGCAGGAUUCGUAUUUAUGGGUUGCCCGCAUUCUUGCUCUCGCGACCUGGAAGAUUGGACUGGGGUAGAAAACAUUCUUCAAAAAUUCACCAAGGGGAGGAAUAAUCUCCUCGAUCCGCAGUGUGUUCAAAGCUUGGCUGUGGACUGUGAAAGCUUCCAACUCAUCUUAGCUGGAGACAAAAAGCCAGUGCUGACCAUGAGCGAGAAGAAAGGAAUGAGCAAGCAGUUGAUUGGAAAGAAGCAUAUAGUGGGUCUCCUUGCUGACUAUCGCUCAUUCCAUGAGUACGAGGCUAACAAAGAACAGUUCGUUGACACGAAUUCGGCAACUAUUGGCCAUAAUCAAGAGACUGUGAUAGAGGAUAAUUCUAAUCAUCGGGAUCUUUGCAUGAUGUCCGCCGGGAGCGCAACUCUUGACAAGAUUGUUGGUUUUCUUCAUCUAGCACUAGAUGACACAAGGAGAGCUAUCGCGAAGGAUUCUCCACGAACCAAUAGACCUUCGGUCUUUGAUGCAUCCACUGUCAGAGACCAAAGUAGCGACGAAGAGAAUAUCUUAGGGGUGAUAACUGAAUCCCUAUCAGGCCAGGAUCUUCUUCGAGGUGCUGGUCGGUCCAUUUUGACACCAUCAGAACAUGCCUCUUCCACCAACCGUGGAUCAUGGACGAAGGACGCUACAGCAGGCAGUGAUAAGAUCAAUCCUGAAGCUCUUUCCGCCUUGAAGGAUUUUACGGAUUUCAAUACUGAUCAGCGAGAUCCUAUCUUGCCUUGCAAGUACAUUCCAUUACCUCGAGAUCCUGUUUUUUCCGGACGAGAGGAUACACUAGCAAGCAUUCGGCAAGAACUUCUAGCCUCUGUGCAGGAGAUCGAAGAUGGAUCCAAUAGUUCUCUUAGUGAGAUCAUCGCCCCGUUGAAUGUUUAUUCUCUCUGUGGGCCAGGAGGAAUGGGGAAAACUUCGAUUGCCAAUGAAUUUGUCCACAGGUAUGAGAAGGACUUUGAUGCCGUUUUCUGGGUUGCAGCGGAUGAGGAGACCAAGCUCUUCAAUAGCUUUCGAGAGAUCGCUCUCAAGCUUGGGAUUAUUUCUAACGCCGAUGGCAAAGAUCUCCCAGCAAUCCGAGAAAAGCUCUUGGCAUGGCUCGCCAACCCUCUUCGGUCAUAUGAGCACAUGGACCAUGUCAAACCAGAAAGAGCAUCUUGGCUCAUUGUGUUUGACAAUGUGGAUCGCGCUGAUACACUGGAGGAUUUUUGGCCGAAAGACGCUGCUGGCUCGGUACUAGUCACUUGUCGUGAUCCAUUGAUCAAAAGCUCCAUCUAUCUGAGAAAUACCGGAACUAUUGUUCCCGAGCUAUUGGAAGAAGAGGGGGUAGCCCUACUCCUUCGACUCACUCAUCGAGAGAGCGAUGAAGAUGAUACCAAAAAGGCUCCUGAGGUGGUUCAAGCCUUGGGUAGAUACCCCCUUGCCAUUGCACAAAUGUCUGGCGUCAUACUAGCUCGAGACCUUGGAUUUAACGAAUUUCUCGCACUGUAUUCCGAGGAAACAGAACGAAGAGAAAUGCUUGGGAUUUCAGAAGGACAAUCAGCUUCUCUUCGUCGGUACAACCAGACGCUUGGUACUGUUUGGGCAUUAGAUGAUCUGAAAGACGGCAGAGCAUUACUCGAAGCCAUAUCAUUUCUUGAUCCCGAUAGCAUCCCUGAAACACUCCUCGAAAAUAAUCCGGCUUGCAAGGAUUGGAAUCGCUAUCCUCAAACCUCGUUGGAAUACUCAAAGGCUCGUGCUGAGCUACUUUCGAGGUCACUGAUAUACAGGAACCGGGGCAAGAAGACCUUGCGUAUCCACCGACUGAUACAGGACACAGUGAGAACCCAGAUGGAUGAUGCAACAUUCACUGAAGUAUACUCACGAGUGUUGGAUAUGAUCGGUGCACGAUGGCCGCGAGUCUUCAAAGGCUUCGGGAAUGUACAAACUGACUGGCAACGGAAUUCUGAGCUCUGGGCCCAUAUUCUGUCAUUGUUCAAGUAUCGUGAUCGCUUUGACCCCACCACUGCUAAUCUUGCCGUUUCGAUCAAGCGGAUGAACUUCGCCCUGGAUGUUUUAAUGUUUAGCAUAGUCGAUUCCCGAUUCAGCGCCUCGCCAACCAUGCUAAUAUUCUACGGUUUCUUGAGAGGCUCAAUUCACCAGAACGAGCCAAAUUUCGAGCUACAAAUGAUGGAUAUCUUCUUCCUCUACUGCCGAGGAGAACUCGGGUUACAUACCAACGACCGUGAAUAUCCUUUGCCUGAUUUUGCCAAAUGCGUCGAGCAGCUAGAUUCAUUACUUGACGAUGAUGCUAAGAAGGCUGAUUCGUUCUUUGGUGCCGCGGUGAAUGAGCUCGGUUGCGCCUAUUUGAUGAACUGGAACGAAGAGGACGGUCUGGUUCAAUUCGAGAGAUCAGCCACGAUUCUACAGAACCUGAAACACCCCUCAGCGCAGGAAACGAGUAUGGCACAAAUCAAUGUGGGAUUUGUAUAUGGUUAUCUUGGUCGGUACGAUGAGGCUCUGGAGAUCUUCAAAGCUGCAUUGAGGGAUCGUCACAGAGAGCUUGGUCAGGAUGACUAUUCUUCGUUUGUGAACGGGAAAUUGUAUAUGGGCUGGGGGAAUGUCCUGGCUGCACAGGGUCGACUUGACGACAGCUUUAAAUUCCACGUCAAAUGUCUGGAGCAUUACAAGCGUUCUGUUGGCAACUUCCACCACCGAACUGGUGAUGGAUGUGUAAAAGCAUCGGACCAUUUUGCUCGCACAGGAGAUGAUCCCACAGCGCUGGCGUUGCUGGACCAAGCUCUCAAAAUCUUCAAACUUGACCCAUACCACAAACCAGAAGCCGCCCGGGCUCACUAUAAGAAAGGGAACGUCCUGAGGAAAAUGGAACAAGAAGAAGAAGCCGAAAAGGAAAUGGACACGGCUCUUGAGAUUUUUAACAGCAUCGUCCCUCUUGAAGAUCGCGUUGGAAGCAUUGAUAAACUGGAUGAUGAGGACUUUGAUCAUUGGAUCAUGUUUUGGUCUCGGUAA